CAAAGAAGGCACAGUAAUGAGAUAAAUAUUGAGUAUAUUCUUUGCUGACUAUUAGGAGGCUGUCACACUCCUCUGUUGAGUCAUCACAGAGUAUCGCCCCUCUCAUACUUCUAUAAAGGGAGGUGGUCCUCCAGUCUUUCCUGAUCCUCUCUCACACACUCUUCGACACAUUGAACAGACCUGCUCACCAUACAGGACAUGAUGUGGCUUGCUGUGUUUUACAUAUGGGGAAGCCUGUUAGCAUUUUCUGUGUGUCACAUCUGCCCAGAGACCUCCGAGGACGUUGCUUCAUGGGUAACGCUGAAGCCCCUGGGGCACUGCGGGGACGAGGAGAACUUGUGUCCUUAUCAACUUACCCUCCCUCCUCUCUCCAUCCAGCUUCCCAGGCCUUUUAGGGAGCUGGAGAAUAUGGCCAAAGAGCUGCAGGACCUAAAGGAAGUUGUUAACCAGCUAAGGAGGGACUGCCAAGAAUGUAAGGACAGACAUAGCAUCCAGAGAAGUGGACAGAAAGAAUACGGUGAGGAAAAGGAAAGAAGACUUCAAAUUCCAAGGCAUAACAUCAGCAUCAAGGAGACACAAAGUCAUAGUGGAGAACAAGUGGUCCGGAUCUUAACUUCAACCUUACUGCAAGGAGACACAUCAGAAAGUGAGGGAACCAUCAAGGAUGGCGUGAAGAGGCUUGAUCAUUCCAUUUUGGAAAGUCAGGAAUGGAACAUUGCCCCAAGGAUUUUUCCAAACCAAGGCACCAGAGAUCAGAGGUCUGAGGUGAGCAGAGAAGUAAAAAUAUUUAACCCCUCACUUGAUGAGACACCUGAGGACAUAUCCAAGGUCAAACAGGUGCUCUCGCCUACACCUGAGGAGUCAGAGAGGGAACUGAAGUCUAAGCAAAGUGUAUUAAUAGAACCAGCCCUUCCUAGAAAAAAGGACCCUGUACAAUCCUCAACCCAUGGGAAACAGCAGCCAAACAUUUUCAGAGAUGGACAUGUAAAGAACAUCAGUGGCAUCCUGACGGCGAGAAGAAGAGUGCAGUAUGUGCCUGAUUCGAAUGGAUUAAGCAGCAUUUCAAGGGAUGCUAACACUAAGAUAAUGGAUUUAAGCACAUCAGCUGGCAACAGAAGGGUUGUGAAGUUUCCUGGAGCAGGUGGAUCACUGAGGCCAAAGGGAUCCUACAUAAACAGUAGAGUUAUCAAGGUUACCAAUGAAGACAGACUGAAGAACCCUGCCUUGGUGAGGGUCCACAAUCUACAAUCCGGAGACAUGACGGUCAAGCCUGAGCCAGAAGAGGCUGGAUUUUCCCCAGUGAGAAGUGGCAUUAUGCGGGUCAAGGAAACAAGUCCUCGUACGGCAAACACAAAACCUAAUGUAUUUACUGGGCCAACCCUAUCAACAGAUGACCAAAACAAUCAAGACAUCAGUACGGUUUCUGGUCCCAGAACAGAUGAUGGACAUGUCCUGAACGUUGCAAGCCAAGUAGCUAAAAUUAUGGAGGACAAUUCAAGAAAAGUAAACAAGACUGUGAUUACAAGACUCCCAACAAAUCUGAGGAAGGAAAACCACGGUGAUGUGAGUCACAUAGCCACAAAUAAGUCAAUCUCUAGUGUUAUGAACCAAGCUGAACAGCCAAACAUGAUUAAAGAUGAAAAAAAGCACAUGGGACUGAGUGAAAGUCUGGUAGCUAUUAGUAGUGAGGAAGAGACUAGCUCCAAUUUGAAUAGAGAGGACUUGACUUUCCUAGAAAGACAGGUGGAAAAUGAAAAAUAUCUAAAUCCAAUUACAGAAACUAAUAACAGACAAACUGAUUUAAAAAAAUUGGAUAAGGCUGACAGCACUUUCAAUGAAGGGCGAGUUUUAGUGGGAAAGACCAAUCCACAAUCUGGGGACAUGAUGGUCAAGCCUGAGCCAGAAGAGACUGGAUUAUCCCCAGCAAGGGGUGGAGUUAUGCGGGUCAAGGAAGCAAGUCCUCGUAUAGCAAACACAAAACCUGGGGCAAUCAGUGGACCGACCCUGUCAACAGAUGACCAAAAUAAACACACAUCAGACAUCAGUAGGCUUUCUGGUCCCAGAACAGAUGACGGACAUGGCUUGAAAGAUGCAAGCCAAGUAACUAAAGUUAGGGAGGACAAUUUAAGAAAAGUAAACAAGUCUGGGAUUAUAAAACUUCCAACAAAACUGGGAAAAGAAAACCAAGGUGAUGUGAGACACAUAGCCACAAAUAAGUCAAUCUCUACUGUUAUGAACCAAGGCGAACAACCAAACAUGGUCAAAGAGGAAAAAAGGCACAUGGGACUGAGUGAAAGUCUGGUAGUUAUUAGUAGUGAGGAAGAGAUUAGCUCCAAAGUGGAUAGAGAAGACUUGACUUUCCCAGGAAUACAGGUGGAAAAUGUAAAAUAUCUAAAUCCAAUUAUAGAAACAAACAACAGACAAAUUGAUUCCACAGUUUUGGACAAGGCUGACAGGACUUUUAAUGAAAGUACAGUUAAUCCACUGUCUCCAGAUCUUAAAGAUCAGAUGCAGCUAGGAACGUUUAUUGAAAGGGCAAAUAAGCAUAUCGGGGUCAACUCACAGAGUGCAGGUACUAUGAAGAAGGACAUACCAAGCCACGGUAAAGCCACCCUGCCGGAAAAAGAUCUGGUGAAGCCCACCCUUGUCCCAACUGUAAAGAGUAAAUUGACUGAUAGUACAGUGAGUAUUACCAGAAGGGUUCAAUCACAAGUAGUAGGCCAGGGGACAAGGAGAAUUUCAGUAACUCCGCUCAAAGCUCCAGCUGGAAAGGGACCAUUUCAGAACAGCAGGAAAAACAUCAGCAAGAUACGUGGACAUGUGAUGUCAAACCCAUUAAGACACCCCGAUAGACAUCUUACAACUGUGAUUUCACACAGAGUCAACAAACUAAGACAACCUAAUGUGAUGGACAACAUGUCAGCAAACAAAAGUGUUGGGGUACAUUCGCAGCUGUCAAUCCCAGUCAGAAAUACCAAUAUUACCAGGAAAAAUGGCUCUGGAAUUAUAAAACCAAGCUAUAUAAGGAGGUUACACUUUCAAACUGAACCAAACACAACCAGAGGCUUCAAGACAAAGGUAAGCACAGUGACUCAAUUCUACAGUCCCACUGGUGCAACAGAACAAGAACAAACAGAAGAAAUCAAACCCAUUCCGCUGGCAAUGAGGUCAAAUGUAUUGGAUAAUAAAUGGUUAAAAAACAACAGUACAGAGUCACAAUCACAACCAGAGUCUCAAAAUUCAAGUAAUGUACAAGAUUUGGAUAAGGUUCAACAAAGUAAAGACCAACUUAGAGACAACAGUGAGAAUGGGAGUACAGAGGAUCAUAACAAUCUGCAAAGUGGAGCCUCGAAUUCACCUACUGGUGGGAAAGAAAGCAAGAUUUUUAAUUUGGGAACUGAUGAUACCAGCAAUCAACAACCAUUUGAGGUGGACAAGAUCAGCAAUGGAAAGAAAGGACCAACUGCACCAACCUUAAAGAAAGAGUCAUCUAAGGAAUCAGGAACAAAUCGAUUUACCACCUCGACAGUAUCUUUUAUGGACACAAACCAUGAAGACAGCCCAAAAAAUAUUAUUAAAGUGACAAAUACACAUGUUGAAAUGGCUAAAAACGAUAGUUGGGAAACACCCAUAAGCUUUGAAAGUAUUGGAGCAACAAGAGAACUGGAACUUAUUCAAUUUAAUAAAGACAGAGUGGUAGAAAACUCUGGGGAGAUAUUAUCUAACCCAAACAGUGCGGACACUGCCCAAAGUUACAGUGGAGAGAGGUACACAGAUCCAGUUGUUUUGGAAACGCUUACAAAUGUUGAAGAAAUUAAAGGCUCAAAGCUGUUCUCACUGAGCCCCGAGGACACUGCUGAGGGGUUCAGAUCACAUGCAGUCAGUGAUGAGGUAACAGGGAGAGAGCAAGUAAAGAACAAGAUCCACAGCACCUGUGACAGCGAUUGUAACACUACGUCAACCCAACAGUCUACAGCCCAGACCAGGCCCCCAGUGGACUCUGGAAGAGAAAAAGGACCUGCACAAGACUGCGCUGAUUACAUUACGAAGUCCCGAAGGAAUGGUGUAUAUAGAGUAACGCCUCAGCCAAAGAGCAGCAUGUUUCCUGUUUUCUGUGACAUGGAGUCUUCUGGAGGGGGCUGGACUUUGAUACAGCAUCGCUUUGAUGGCAGCACAAGUUUCAAUCGUACAUGGGACGAGUACAAGAAUGGAUUUGGUAAACUAAUAGGUGAGUUUUGGCUUGGCAAUGACAAGAUUCACUUGUUGACAAAGGCGAAGAACGUGUCAUUGCGAAUAGAAAUCGAAGACUCUGAGGGUAUCAAAGAAUAUGCUCAUUAUGACCACUUCUACGUGGCCAAUGAAAGCCAACAAUACCGCCUGUCUAUUGGUGGUUACUCCGGUACAGCUGGUAAUGCCAUGCAGUUUAAUAAGAAGUACAAUCACGACCAGAAGCUCUUUACCACUCCGGACAGAGACAAUGACCAGUAUCCCUCUGGAAACUGCGGGGCCUAUUACAGCUCAGGCUGGUGGUUUGAUGCAUGCAUGUCUGCAAACUUAAAUGGGAGAUAUUAUCAAUCUAAGUACAAAGGGCUACGUAAUGGGAUAUUUUGGGGUACAUGGCACAACAUUACAAUGGAAUAUUACCCAACCAAUGAGAGACAAUCUUUUAAGACUGUUAAAAUGAUGAUUAGACCUAAAAACUUUGCCAAGUAAUAUUAUACCCACCAAUUCUAAAAUUUACCAACCAAAAUUAAGCUCUCUUUUGAAGUUAGAUGGUAGAAAAAAGGCAAGUGCCUUAAGUAUAUUGCUACUUGUGUUUAUUGCUUUAUUAAUAGAAAAUGUGUGUGGUGUCAGAACUUGAAUCAACAUUGAUAAAUGUUUCUGUAUCUUUGUUGUUGUUUUUUGAGCUGUACACAUAUGUAUAAGUAGAAUACAUAGAAUACACAAUUGAGCCUCUUGUGUUGCUUUGAAUAUUGCAUAAGACAUGAAACCAUGCUAUUUACAGAUUAUGCUAUGAUAUUGUAUUUUUU
Messenger RNA from Cyprinus carpio (common carp), 5030 nucleotides. RefSeq lists its product as uncharacterized. NCBI's taxonomy places the organism in Eukaryota, Metazoa, Chordata, Actinopteri, Cypriniformes, Cyprinidae. The record is from RefSeq and is a predicted model, not a curated record.